GUGGCCCUGGAGCCAGGACGCAGUGCUGAGGUGUGAAGAGGUUUGUGCCCUAAAAACAGAUAAUAAUUAGACAUUUUCAUUCAGUUGCACUCACUGUUCCCACGUAAAAACAAGUGUGUGGUGCCUGUCGGUGAAUUUCAAACUAUGUGAAAGAUUAACCGUGUGCGUUGCUGUGCCAACACACGAAAAGUAGCUUGAUGAGUGUCCAAAGUAGUGGAAGUUUGGAGGGGACGCCAUCUUGGUCCCAGCUCUCCACGUCCCCAACACGGACUUGUUUUCAGCAACAUACCACGGCAGUGGUGAAGGCCCAGGAAGGCACCAUGGAGGAGCUGCACAGUCUGGACCCCCGGAGACAGGAGCUGCUCGAGGCACGCUUUAUGGGCGGGGUCAGCGGCAGCACAGGGGGCAGCACUGGCAGCACAAGCGGGGGAACCAAAGGUUUGACCAAUAAUGAAUGUUCAAAUCACAGUUUUGGAAGCCUCGGCUCUUUAAGCGACAAGGAAUCAGAGACACCAGAGAAGAAACAGUCGGAAACAACCAGAGGCAGAAAAAGGAAACCUGAGAUCCAAUCAGAGAGCAGCCAAGGGAAAUCAAUUGUGCGAGGACCCAAAAUAAGCGAUUAUUUUGAUUUCCAGGGAGGAAAUGGGUCCAGUCCAGUGAGAGGUCUCCCACCAGUGAUUCGUUCUCCGCAGAACUCACAUUCCCACUCUGCUCAGGGCACAGCCGUUAGACAAAAUAGCUCAUCUCCUACUAGUCUGUCUUUUGGGGACCACAUGACACAUCCAAAGCAACUAGCAGUCAAAUUUGUUCAGACUGACCUUACAGUGUUGAAGUUGGCUGCCCUUGAAAGCACUAAAAAUCUAGACCUUGAGAAGAAGGAGGGGAGAAUAGAUGAUUUGCUAAGGGCAAACUGUGAUCUCAGGAGACAGAUAGAUGAGCAACAAAAAUUACUUGAAAAGUACAAGGAACGCUUGAAUAAGUGCAUCACCAUGAGCAAGAAGUUGCUCAUAGAAAAGAGCACCCAGGAGAAGCAGGCCUGUCGGGAGAAGAGCAUGCAGGAUAGACUUCGUUUAGGCCAUUUCACUACAGUGAGACAUGGAGCCUCAUUCACAGAACAGUGGACUGAUGGCUAUGCCUUCCAAAACCUUGUGAAACAGCAAGAGUGGAUAAACCAACAGAGAGAGGACAUUGAGAGGCAGAGAAAACUUCUAGCCAAGAGGAAACCUCCAUCCUCCAGCAAUUCCCAAGCACCAACCACAAAUUCUGAGCCAAAGCAACGCAAAACCAAGGCAGUGAAUGGAGCAGAAAGUGAUCCCUUUGUAAAACCCAGCCUACCUCAGCUGCUGACACUAGCAGAGUACCACGAACAGGAAGAGAUCUUCAAACUGCGACUUGGACAUCUCAAGAAGGAAGAAGCUGAGAUCCAGGCGGAGCUGGAGCGUCUGGAGAGAGUGCGCAACCUUCACAUUCGGGAGCUGAAGAGAAUAAAUAAUGAAGACAGCUCACAAUUUAAAGAUCACCCAACGCUGAAUGAACGAUAUCUGCUCCUACACCUUCUAGGAAGAGGGGGCUUUAGUGAAGUUUACAAGGCUUUUGACUUGAUUGAGCAACGAUAUGCUGCUGUGAAAAUCCACCAACUUAACAAGAACUGGAGAGAAGAGAAAAAAGAGAACUAUCACAAGCAUGCUUGUCGAGAGUACAGAAUACACAAGGAGCUGGACCACCCCCGAAUCGUGAAACUUUACGACUACUUCUCACUGGACACAGACACGUUUUGCACUGUCAUGGAGUACUGCGAAGGCAAUGACUUGGAUUUCUACUUGAAACAGCAUAAGCUAAUGUCUGAGAAGGAGGCACGGUCCAUAGUCAUGCAAAUUGUGAACGCACUAAAAUACCUGAAUGAAAUCAAACCUCCCAUCAUCCAUUAUGACCUUAAGCCAGGCAACAUCUUGUUGGUGGAUGGCACAGCCUGUGGGGAAAUCAAAAUCACCGACUUCGGUUUGUCCAAAAUCAUGGAUGACGACAACUAUGGUGUAGAUGGGAUGGACCUGACAUCACAGGGUGCAGGGACCUAUUGGUACUUGCCUCCUGAAUGUUUUGUGGUUGGUAAAGAACCUCCAAAGAUCUCCAAUAAGGUGGACGUGUGGUCUGUGGGCAUUAUCUUUUUUCAGUGUCUCUAUGGAAGGAAGCCUUUUGGCCACAACCAGUCACAACAGGACAUCCUGCAAGAGAACACCAUACUGAAAGCUACUGAUGUUCAGUUCCCUGUUAAGCCUGUUGCCAGCAAUGAAGCAAAGGCUUUCAUAAGGCGUUGUCUGGCAUACAGGAAGGAGGACCGCAUCGACGUUCACCAGAUGGGAAGCGACCCCUACCUGCUCCCUCACAUGCGGAGGUCAAGCUCCUCUGGAAAUCUGCAGAUGAGUGCUGCUGGCUCGGGACUUGCCUCCUCCAGUAUCAUCUCAUACUGACAGCCUUGUACUGUGACAAAAAAAAAAAGGCAAACUGACCAAGUUGCUCCCCACCUGCAGAGCUCCGGGCUCGUGGGAGAAGGAACAGCCGGCAACAGGAAGAGCAGGACACUGGUGGGGAGAUCUCACCUGGCCUCCUGACCUGUGCCAGGCUUCUACUUGUUUACCAGGGCUUGAUCAAUGGAGGGACAAUGAAGGGAUGUUUUUAAAAAGGAUCUUUUGAGGGCCCGACAAAAGCACUGAAACUGACAACGUACCUUGAAGAAAAUGUGACUGGACAGUCUGUUCAGAUGUUGCAGAUGGAUAAAGCCUUAAAGGGCCGAAGGGAGACUUGGCAGCCCGCCGUUUAGAUUAAAUAACAUGGUCCUGCCAGGGUGCAAAUGAUUCAGCUGCUAGAAGUUAAUUUACUGUGAGGAGAGGACAGUCAUCGUUAUAUAGAACUACAAAGAUUUCACUAUUGAUUUGGCUAAAUGUUUUGUUUUUUCACAAAUGUUAGGCUUUAAUUUGAGUUACUUAGCCAUGAGAAUGUAAUGUGUAGCAUACAAGUGGCAUCUAGUGACAUUUAGGUUGGGGGCAGCGUACUUAACGUUUAAUGCACAAAAUAACCAAAUGUAGAAAAAUGACAAUGUAUAAAAUCCUAUGCAGGAAUAUUAAUUAACAGAUAAAUUUGAAACUGUAUAUGCUGUACAGGUGAAUUUUCAAAUUUUAAACUGCAGCAGUAAUGUGUACAAAGUUAAAAUUUCCCCAUGUAAAACUAGUCUGGAGUGUUUCAUUUUGCUGCUUUGUUGCUCUUACUUUUUCAAGGGCUCUAUGUUCCACUUCGGGUACAAAUUGUACAGUUCUGCUAAGAGUGAAUAAUAAAUGCCAGGAAAUGUU
Messenger RNA from Chelmon rostratus (copperband butterflyfish), 3344 nucleotides. RefSeq names its product tousled-like kinase 1a (gene tlk1a). The record is from RefSeq and is a predicted model, not a curated record. Gene Ontology annotation, cellular component: nucleus. Lineage: Eukaryota; Metazoa; Chordata; Actinopteri; Chaetodontiformes; Chaetodontidae. Gene Ontology annotation, molecular function: ATP binding; protein serine/threonine kinase activity. Gene Ontology annotation, biological process: peptidyl-serine phosphorylation; chromosome segregation; intracellular signal transduction.